Leptinotarsa decemlineata (Colorado potato beetle) is the source of this 1871-nucleotide messenger RNA. RefSeq names its product SET domain containing 3 (gene Setd3). Gene Ontology annotation, molecular function: protein binding; protein-L-histidine N-tele-methyltransferase activity; protein-lysine N-methyltransferase activity. Gene Ontology annotation, biological process: peptidyl-lysine trimethylation; peptidyl-lysine monomethylation; actin modification. NCBI's taxonomy places the organism in Eukaryota, Metazoa, Arthropoda, Insecta, Coleoptera, Chrysomelidae. The record is from RefSeq and is a predicted model, not a curated record.
CAUCGACGACCACAACAGACACUAAUUCAUAUUUAUAAAUAAAACCUCAAAUGUAAUACGAGAAUAGGAGCAUGUAGUGUUUGGUGUUAGUGAAAUCACGUGCUAUAAAUCAAUGAAUAACAUAUAAUUUACACGGUAAAUACCUUUAUCACCAAUACCCGAAUGAUAGUGAACAAUGGGGCGAAAAGGACAAGUUCAAAGGUCAAGGAACACAGUCGCCUCGAGGAAUGAAAAAAAUAUUAAGAAGGAAGACAAGGAAAUAGCCGCCUACGUAGAUAAGUUACUUAGGCUUAGUACUUUACCCCAACAUGUUAACCUAGCGAAAGCCUUGGAAAACCAAAGAGAAAUUAACGCAAUCACUGAUAAAAUAAAAUUACUGGAAGCAAAUAAAAAGCAUCAGAAUGAAGUCUCGGUCGGUAACCGGACAAGUGCUGUCACCAUCGAGAGAUUCACGAACUGGAUACGAGAAAACGGCGCGGAUUUCAAAGGAUGUGACAUCAAAGAAAUCGAAGGCUUCGAGUUGGGGCUCGAAGUAAACAUGCAAAUCCCCAUAUCAAGUCUCGUAAUAACUGUCCCGAGAAAGCUUAUGAUGACCGCGGAACUGGCCAGCGAAAACGAACUGAAAGGUCUAGUAAAAAAAGAUCAAAUACUGAAUAACAUGCCCAAUGUCACUCUCGCUAUCUUCUUGCUCUUCGAGAAGUUCAAGAAAGAAUCGUUUUGGGGGCCGUAUAUCGAUAUUUUGCCGAGGGAUUAUACUACGGUUUUGUAUUUCAAUGUAGAUGAGCUGGAGGAGUUGAAAGGCAGUCCAACUUUGGAAAUAGCUUUGAAACAAACCAAGUGUAUCGCAAGACAGUACGCUUAUUUUCACAAACUGUUCCACACUUCGGAAGAUCCCAUAAGUAGAUUCAUGCGGGAGAAAUUCACCUAUGUGGAGUACUGCUGGGCAGUGUCUACGGUGAUGACAAGACAGAAUACAAUUCCUUCUGAAGAUGGUCAGUGCAUGAUAAAUGCCUUGAUACCAUUAUGGGAUAUGUGUAAUCACACAAAUGGAACAGUUUCGACCCAGUAUAAUCCGAUUUUGCAUCAAAGCGAAUGUUUUGCGCUGAAAGAUUUUGAACCAGGUGAACAAUUUUUCAUUUUCUAUGGACCUAGAACCAAUGCCGAGCUUUUCAUUCAUAACGGAUUUAUUUAUGAAGAUAACUCUCACGAUGGCUAUUGGAUUAGGCUCGGAAUCAGCAAGUCAGAUAACUUGGAAGAAAAAAGAACCAAACUGCUGCAAAAGCUCGCAAUUUCUCCCACUAGCGAUUUCUUCAUUAACAAGGGUUCUGAACCUAUCGAUGGUGCGCUUCUAGCGUUCUUGAGGAUAUUCAAUAUGAAUGAAGAACAACUUCAGCAUUGGUUAGAAAGCGACCGCGCCGACGACUUGCGAUACUCUCAGUGCGCCCUAGAUACAUCUUUGGAGAAGAAAUCUUGGACUUUUCUACAGGCGCGACUGCGACUCCUUUUGGGCAUCUACAAGACCUCGAUCGAAGAGGACCAGAAACUGCUGGCAGGAAAGCAAUUGAACGCCAAUAAGCGACUGGCCGUCGGAAUGAGAGCGAUCGAAAAGAAAAUACUCGCGUCAGCCGUCGAAUAUGUAGAUCAAUACAUCAAACAGUAGCUUCUACGAAUACUGAGAAAAAAUGGGGGAGAAAUCGUGACCGUCUCUGGGCGAGAAGAAUCUCAUGGAUAAUCUCCGUUAAUAGAUCUAUUUAUUUGUGUUCACUAAUUGUUUAAUGUUGUUUGAACCUUUUUUCGGAGAACGCUCGUUUGGUUAUGUGGCCACAUGCUGCGUUAUGUAAUUAUUGGAAAAUAUAACGUUUUUCUGCUCA